Molecule: messenger RNA, 1183 nt
Organism: Oryzias latipes (Japanese medaka)
Lineage: Eukaryota; Metazoa; Chordata; Actinopteri; Beloniformes; Adrianichthyidae
Gene: drc9
Product: dynein regulatory complex subunit 9
Biological process (GO): cilium organization
Cellular component (GO): motile cilium; cytoplasm
Molecular function (GO): protein binding
Source: RefSeq, a predicted model, not a curated record
UGAGUGCGUCUCGUUACCAUGGUAACACAGUCAAAUGAGUCAGAGCUACUAUUGAGCUCUUCUUUUAUUUGAUCCUGAUCGUUUUGUUUUAACCUAGACCAACGUUGGAAGCGCUGCAGACAUCAGUCACAAGAAAACAGACCAGGAUGUCUUUGUCAGAGAUCCAGAGUCUUCGUGUUGCAGCGGCUCUCGAACAUUUUGCACAUCGCCUGCAGACGCUGGAGCACAGCAUCCUACUGAAGAUCAGCGUGGAGAUAGACGCAGCACCUGCACAGGAAAGAUCCAGCCUGAUCAAGCUGGUGACAGAGUGCAAACGAAUGUCACAGGAGAUAUCUCAUCUGUGCCAUGAGGUUGAGAAGAGACAAAGCUUCUGCUCUCUGCAGCUUUUCUCAGAGAAAAUACGGGACAAAAUUGAACUGGAGGACAGAAAAACGACUGUAAUGAGACAACAGCAGGAAAUACAAGAAAAAACUAAAGAAAUAAAAAAACUGAAAUUGCAGCAGAAAAAGUUGGCAUUGCAGGUCAAUGCAAAGAAGACGAUGAGUGAAGAGAAAAACCACAAGAAGUGUGAGCAGAUCCAGGAGGAGACGCUGCAGACUGGCUCUCUGCAGGAAGAGGAGCUGGAGUUUGUGAGGGAACGGCUGAGGGAGGAGGAGCGAGUACACACAGAGUCCCAGAAGUUUCUGCUGGACCAGAACCAGGAGGUGCAGAAGGAGCUGCACAUGCGGAAGGAGCAGACGCAGCAGUCGCUGAAUGAGAAGAAGCAGCAGCUUUAUGACGUCUCCAGAAAGAAAACACUGGCCUUAGAUAAACUGAUGGAGAUGAGGAGGAUGGUCAGGGAGAUGGAACAGCUGGUCAUGGAGGACAAGGUGGAGCAGCAGAGGCUGCAGAAAGAGCAGGCAAAAGUAACUGCUGCUACCAAGGUCCAGGCCUGGUGGAGGGGCUGCAUGGUCCGCCGAGGCCUGGGCCCCUUCAGGAAAACAGAAGACAACGUGAAGGACAAGAAGAAGAAGAAGAAAGGAAAGAAGAAGUGACUUUUCUUCAAUUCCUCUUUUAUUCAAAUGUCAUUAUUCACUAAUUGACAAAGAAAGAAAAAUCCGUCUUUCCUGUGAAAACCUCAUGUCUGUCAAUAACAAAAACCUUCACCAAAAACAGUCUGCUAGAAUAAAUACCAGAAAGAAAU